Molecule: messenger RNA, 1911 nt
Organism: Morus notabilis
Lineage: Eukaryota; Viridiplantae; Streptophyta; Magnoliopsida; Rosales; Moraceae
Product: protein DETOXIFICATION 35
Exons: 7
Coding region: 252-1712 (486 amino acids)
Biological process (GO): xenobiotic detoxification by transmembrane export across the plasma membrane
Cellular component (GO): membrane
Molecular function (GO): antiporter activity; xenobiotic transmembrane transporter activity
Source: RefSeq, a predicted model, not a curated record
UUGAAGUUUGAACCAGCGAAUGUAUUGUGUUGUGUUGGGGCUAAAUACGUCUCCUCCUAUUAUAACAUAAAGAUAAAGAUUGCAAACCAACCAACAAACUUGAAAAUAAAAACAAAACAAAAGGUGGUAUAGGUGAAUGCGACCACUAUAGAUAUUACGGAGAGAGAGCGAAAAUCUAGAGCGCUGAUUCAACAACCUUAUUUUCAUCGAAUUACCAAAGUAGCGUGCGUACAAUCUGUACUCUAAUCGUAAUGGAGGCGCCAUUGCUGGCGGCGAACGGCGACGGCGAGGAAGACUACGCGCCGAUUGAGAGCGUGGGGGAGGCGAGGAAGGUGUUCUGGAAGGAGACGGUGAAGAUGUGGAAAAUUGCAGGGCCCAUCGGUUGCACUAUUCUCUGCAACUACGGAAUCAACUCCGUCACCAGCAUCUUCGUCGGCCAUAUCAGCGAGCUCGAGCUCUCUGCCGUCACCCUCUCUCUCUCCGUCAUUGGCACUUUCUCUUUCGGCUUCAUGUUGGGCAUGGGAAGUGCACUAGAGACACUAUGUGGGCAAGCUUUUGGAGCAGGACAAGUCAAAAUGCUUGGGAUCUACAUGCAAAGAUCAUGGAUCAUAUUACUAAGCAGCUGCAUCAUCCUCUUGCCAAUUUACAUAUUCGCCGCCCCAAUUCUGAAGCUCUUUGGCCAGGCUGAUGAAGUAGCUGAUCUUGCUGGAAACUUCACCGUCCUAGUUAUCCCUCAGCUAUUCUCACUAGCCAUCAGUUUCCCAACUCAAAAGUUCCUCCAAGCCCAGAGCAAAGUCAACGCCCUCGCGUGGAUCGGAUUCAUCGGGCUAAUUCUGCACGUCGGAAUGCUUUGGCUAUUCAUCUACUUUUACAACUGGGGCUUGGCUGGGGCUGCAGUGGCCUUUGACCUCACAAGUUGGCUGAUUGCGGCUGCCCAAGUUGUUUAUGUCAUUGGGUGGUGCAAUGAGGGUUGGAGUGGUUUCUCAUGGAAUGCUUUUAAGGAUAUUUGGGCCUUUGUUAGGCUCUCUCUUGCCUCCGCUGUUAUGCUUUGCCUUGAGGUUUGGUACAUGAUGAGCAUUAUUAUCCUCACUGGACAUCUUGACAAUGCUGUGAUUGCUGUUGAUUCGCUGUCCGUUUGCAUGAAUCUCAAUGGAUGGGAAGCCAUGUUGUUCUUCGGAAUAAAUGCUGCCAUCAGCGUCCGUGUUUCCAAUGAGUUAGGAAUGAGGCGUCCAGUGGCAGCCAAAUAUUCGGUCUAUGUGACGUUGCUUCAGUCUCUCCUAAUCGGGCUUCUUUUCACCGUCUUGAUUUUGAUAACCAAAGACAAUUUUGCGAUCAUCUUCACAAGUAGCAAGGAAGUGCGCCGAGCCGUGUCUCACCUUGCAUAUCUUUUAGGCGUCACUAUGAUUCUCAAUAGCGUCCAACCCGUGAUCUCAGGCGUUGCUAUUGGAGGUGGCUGGCAAGCACUAGUGGCUUAUAUCAACUUGGGUUCUUACUACAUUUUUGGACUGCCAUUAGGCUUCCUUCUUGGGUAUACAGCAAACCUUGGAGUAAAUGGAGUUUGGGGAGGCAUGAUAUGUGGAACCGGUCUACAAACCUUGCUGCUCAUGAUUGUACUUUACAAAACCAGCUGGAACAAGGAGGUGGAAGAAACCACAGAACGCAUGCGGAAGUGGGGUGGCCAAGAGAUCAACGAUAAGAUCAUGGAUGCAUGAUUGUAUAUUAAUGUUUGACUGGCAUAAGAAUAAAGAUCUUCCUUAAUAGUUGUUUUGGUAGCAAAUAGAUCUGAGUCGUUUUUGGACAAAAAGCUAACCAUCGUGCUUGUUAGCUUAAUCAUUUUUGAGUGGAUUUGGUUUAACUCUUCCUAGUUGUUAACAGUGAAAAUUUAGUAGCUAAUGAAAUAUUAUUGAGAUA